Molecule: messenger RNA, 1420 nt
Organism: Osmerus eperlanus (European smelt)
Lineage: Eukaryota; Metazoa; Chordata; Actinopteri; Osmeriformes; Osmeridae
Exons: 6
Coding region: 106-867 (253 amino acids)
Biological process (GO): regulation of apoptotic process
Source: RefSeq, a predicted model, not a curated record
AAGUCGGUUGUCUCAUUACAUCUCUGAAAGGAUGCUUAACAUAAUCAAAAGUAGCAAACAGAUUCUAGACCCUGAUAUCGAUAUGUACUAUAGAAAUUCGUACGCAUGCGUAAAAUAACGGAAAUUUGGCAGGUCGUGCUUACCUAUUGUAAUUCUGAGUCCGAAUCUGUCACGUCUCAGAGAUGUUUGAUACAUAUUUCGGAGCCAGCAAUGAUACACAAUAAUAAAGAACAGGCUGCAUUAUCAGACAAACGCUUGAGACUGCAGUCCUUCGCUCUCAGUCGGCGUCUGUCGGCCUCGGUGGUGGAGCGGGUGUCCGGAAGCCUGAGGAGCUCCGGUACCAUCACAGAGAUGGAGAGGCAGGUGAUUGUGUCGCAGCCAACAGUCAUACAGAAAUCCAUGAAGCUGAUGCAGAUAGUCAUCAGCAAGGGAUGCAACGCCUGUGAGCUCUUCUACAGCUGUCUGGAUGUGUGUGACUCCCCCAUCUUCGAAGGCCCAGAUCCAGCUCAUCUCUCGUUGGAAAACUCUCCAGUGCCAGAGAGAGAUGACCCUACCCCCACCUACAUCAUCAACAUCCAGAACUCCACCCUGAGCCACUGCAUCAUCGGGAGCGGGAACCACCAGGAUGUGUUGGUAGAACAGCAGCCCCUGCUGGGGCCCAAGCUGCCCGUUCCUGGGCAGCUUGCCCCUGGGUGCAAUUGCAGCUGUGGCCACCAGAUGGGGCUGCAGACUACACCACCAGAGUCACAGGGAGUCGAGGUGCAGAGCUGUAGCGUGCAGUAUGUCAUCAUUGGAGACAACAACACCAUGGAGGUCAACCACACUCAGUCAACAGUCGAGGAGGACUCGGACAUACUGGAGGACUGAUUACUGUGUGGUUCACUAACUGAGGAAACAUCAUUCAAAGCUCCGGAGAAAAUUUUCAUUGCUGCGCAGAUGACACUCAAUUAUACAUGUCGCUGAAACCUGGACAACUACCACACACUCUUGAAACAUGUGUCUCUGUGAUAAGAACAUGGAUGACAGCCGAUUUCCUACUUCUAAACUCGGAUGAAAAAGGUGCUAAUUGUAGGACCUAAAAGACGGACUAGAACCAGAAAAUACAACCAUAUAACAUCUACUCUCGCUUCUCUGCACGGGCUCCCAAUCCAAGCCAGAGCUGAUUUCAUAGUCCUACUACUAACCUACAAAUCAAUCCAUGGACUUACCUAUCGGGUACCCUCGCACCCUAUCAACCAAUGAGGACACUACGAUCCCAAAACGUUGGUUAUCUGGUGGUUCCCAAAAUCAACAAAAAAACAACAUUUAAAGCUAUAUUUAAAACCUUUUUGUUUUUUUAGUUUAGUUUAUUCAGAUGCUAAAGUGUGUUUUGUAUGUCUGUAUUUGCAUUAUACAAAUGAGUUACCAAUAAAGACUGAAG